Limanda limanda (common dab) is the source of this 1722-nucleotide messenger RNA. Its product is annotated as FERM domain-containing protein 5. The coding region runs from base 1 to 1722 and encodes 573 amino acids. NCBI's taxonomy places the organism in Eukaryota, Metazoa, Chordata, Actinopteri, Pleuronectiformes, Pleuronectidae. Gene Ontology annotation, cellular component: cytoskeleton. The transcript has 14 exons. The record is from RefSeq and is a predicted model, not a curated record.
AUGUUGAGCCGAUUCAUGAGCGGCAGCAUCAGGAACCUGGAGCGGGAGUACAGCUGCACCGUGAGGCUGCUGGACGACUCGGAGUACACAUGCACCAUUCAGCGUGACGCAAAGGGACAGUAUCUGCUUGACCUCAUCUGCCACCACCUCAACUUGCUGGAGAAAGACUAUUUUGGCAUCAGAUAUGUGGAUCCGGACAAGCAGCGGCACUGGUUGGAGGUCACAAAAUCUAUUGCAAAGCAAAUGAAAUCUCAGCCUCCGUUCACCAUGUGUCUGAGACUCAAGUUCUACCCUCCUAAUCCCGCUGCUCUGAAGGAGGAGAUCACUCGAUAUCUUGUCUUCCUGCAAAUCAAGAGAGACCUCUACCAUGGUCGGCUCCUUUGUAAAACCUCGGAUGCGGCCAUGCUUGCUGCACACAUCCUUCAAGCUGAGAUCGGUAACUAUGACCCCGGGAAACAUCCUGAAGGUUACAGCUCCAAAUUCCACUUUUUCCCCAAACACUCGGAGAAGCUGGAGCGCCGGAUCGCAGACCUACACAAGACGGAGCUGAUUGGACAGUCACCUGAAACAUCAGAGCGGAACUUCCUGCAGAAAGCCCAGAUGCUGGAGACAUAUGGUGUUGAUCCGCAUCCGUGCAAGGACGUGUCUGGGAACCCGGCGUUCCUCGCCUUCACGCCGUUUGGUUUUGUGGUGCUUCAGGGAAACAAGCAAGUCCAUUUUCUCAAAUGGGACGAGGUGACCAAACUGAAGUUCGAGGGCAAGACGUUCCACAUACAUGCAAACCAGAAGGAGGACAAACAGAUCAUCCUGACAUACUUCGCACCCACUCCGGAGGCAUGCAAGCACCUUUGGAAAUGCGGAGUGGAGCACCAAGCUUUCUACAAGCUUGAGAAGUCCAGUCAGGUUCGGACGGUGUCGAGCAGCAACCUGUUCUUCAAGGGCAGCCGUUUCCGUUACAGUGGACGAGUGGCUAAAGAGGUGAUGGAGCAGAGUGCCAAAAUCAAACGUGAACCUCCAGAAAUACACAGGGCUGGCCUCGUGCCCAGCAGGAGUUGUCCAUCCAUCACCCACGGGCCUCGCCUCACCAGUGUGCCGCGCACGCGUCGGAGAGCUGUGCACAUAUCUAUCAUGGAGGGUCUGGAGUCCUUGCGUGACAGUGCCCACUCCACACCGGUGCGUUCAGUGUCCCACUGUGACUCCUUCAUGCCGCGCUCCCGGAGCCAGGCCACGGAUCGCAGUGACGGCACGUCGGUGAUCUCGGACGAGGCCUACAGCCCCUCCGACAGCGUCCUGCCCACCCCGGUGGCCGAGCACAGCACGGACCCGUCGGUCUCGCGCCAGAUCAACGGGGCACCCUGCAGCAUCGAAGAGGAGAGGGAGUCAGAGGCGGGCAAAGCCAAGCGCGGGGAUGGGGGUGAUUUUGGUGCGGACGGUAAAUCCGCACAGGAGGGUGCAGGGGGGGACUCGACCCUCACCGAGGUGGAACAGGUGAAUAAGUUUGUCUUAAGUGUCCUCCGUUUGCUGCUUGUGACCAUUGGACUCCUCUUUGUCUUGCUCCUCCUCCUCAUCAUCCUCACCGAGUCAGACCUUGACGUAGCAUUUUUACGUGAAAUCCGCAAGACCCCCGAGUUUGAGCAGUUCCAUUACGAAUAUUUUUGUCCCCUCAGGCGGUGGUUUGCCUGCAAGCUCCGCUGGGUGGGCGGGUUGCUCAUUAACAAUUGA